AUGCGGUUUCUACGUUUUCGAGAGUCACGUGGCGCUGCCCCUUGCGCGGCGCACGAUUCGGCAAGCGUUGUCGUCCCGACCGUUGGCAGUCAUCGCCUACGGAGUGCGUCGUGGUACGCGCGCAUACUGUGGCAGUGGUCGUCGUCUUUGAGGAGUAGCAGCUGCCGUUGCUGCGUGUCAUGUUUUGCACUGCUGGGGCAGCGCGUGCAGCGUUGGUACCACUGGCUGAAGAGGUGCAGGUUGCUGUGGUAUGCGGUGGCGGCACUGCUGCUGCUGCUCAUUACACUAACCCUCACUGUUAUCCUCUUCAUCGCGCUCACGUGGAACCAUCCGUGGACGCAGUUGCACGUGGAGGGGUGGCUGCGCGACUUGACCGUGAGUCGAUUCUCCGCAGUGGUGCCCGGCAACGUUCACCCGCGCGAGCCAGAGCGGCUGUGGGGGCUCACAGUGCGAUCACCAGAGGCGCUGUCGGUAGAGCCGGUUGUCAACAAUAGCAGAGGCGGCCGGACGAGUGAGACGGAUGCUGCUGCGCGACAGGAGCGGCUAGCUGCGCGCUUGCUGGACCUGCAUGGAGCCAUGCUGCUCCUUUACACAUUCGUGAACGGCAGCGAGGCGAACCACGUCUACCGUCGGCUCGCACUCACGACUUGCGGCGAUUACAUACGCAAUAUCGAGUUCCAACUCGCACUGAACGGCGUCGUGACGGACGGCAAGGGUACGACGGAGAUUUGCACGACGUCCAUCCAUCGCGCCAAGACGAAUGCGGAAGUGCGAAAGAUGGUGGCUCGUCGUGCUUCGGCCACGGUAACGAGUCGCGAUCGCGAGACGGACGAGCUGCGGCACAGCCUGCGGAGCGUGGAGCAGCACGUGCGGUGGCACCGCGGCCGCGUGGUGAUGGUGUCGCCCGGGCACCACCCGACGUGGGUGGACGGCGCGAAGAACUUCCUUGCUGGGAUGUGCGGCGAUGCGCGCGUGCAGGCGCUGCGGUCGAACGGGACGCACCUGCGCGUGACGACUGUGCACCAGGACGCCGUGAUACCGACGCAUGCGAGGCUCACUGUCAACACAAACGUGAUCGAGCAGCACCUGUGGCGCGUGCGCAACGUGACAUCCGUGCACGUGUACAUGAACGACGACUACUUUGUGAACCGCGACGUCGCGAUCACGGACCUGCUCAACGAGUACGGCGGCACGAUUGUGCGGACGGAGUCAGCUGCCAUUGCUGGCGCGAAGACUGGCAAGGCCGGUCUCAUGACGUGGGCGGAGGGGGUCUUGGGCACCAACUUCUUCGUCACUGACGAGCUGGAUCUGAAGCACGAAGAUGAGGUGCCCGCUGCUGUCGUGCGGUUGUGGCAGCAGCAGGACGAUGCGCUCACGCUUUGGGACGUCGAGGCGGUGAGGGAGGGCAAGGCGCCACUGCCAGCGGUCAAGGCUCCUGACCCACGAAACACCAUCUUCAUCAUGCUGGACUACGCCGAGACUUCCCCGCCGCGCAGCAUCGCGGUGCCCCGCGUCGAUACAGUGGACGGAGUCGUAGCGGCGUACCGCAGUCGCACAUUCGGCACGUUGCGGCCCCGCUUCUACGCGACUCACGCGCCGUUCGUGUACUGCACGAACAUGCUGCGGUACCUCGCCUUGCGGUACCAGCGCGAGUUCGCGCAGUCAAUGUUUUUGAGCCGUGCGCGUAGCGCGUCCGAUCUUUAUGUACCCUUCUUGUACAACGCCUUCAUCAUGGCGCGGCCGUGGCAGGCGUCGCCGCGUUUUCCCGCCUACAUCACCCUUCGACAGCAACUGGGGGAGCGGCAGAUGCGAAGGGCGUCACUCUCACCAUCACUGAUGCCAGCAGCGCCCAAGACGGGGGACACGGGUGGCGUGGGCGUGAGGCAGCCGCACACAGAAUGGCCAUCGCAGCCCGCACCCCAGCAAGUGCCUGGAGUGUCAAUGGAGGAGACGCGGAUCAAUGUAGCGCCCAUCGAGCUGAACAACUGCGAUGGCUGCGCACCCGCUACGAUGCUCGUUGGCCCUGAAAAGAGCGAAUGCCUUUUCGGUGCGUUCUCUGACGACCUGCGCGCCAACGAUGGCCUCAUGCGGCAGGUGCGUCAAGCGCAGCCCCUGUUCUUCAACGUGAACGCUGGCCUCACAAAGCCCAAGGCAGCCGAUCAGUUGCGUGCCUUCCUGCAAGAGUUGUUCCCGAAACCUGUCUUUCUAGAAAACAAUGCCGGGGGCGACGCUGCGCUGUCGAGGCUGUUUGGCGACCUGAUGGCGCUGCCGGUGGUGGGCGUUGUGUCGUACGAGGAGGGCGUGUGCCCGCUUGUGCGGAGCCUUGCGCUUGCGUUCGCGGGGCACCACCGUGGCGGCGUGCGUGUGAGCGUGCAGCGGUAUGGGCUCGGCGAGGUGGACGCCACCAUGGCCGAGGUGCGGCAGGACUUGCGGUACACGCAGCAGAGCGCCAUGCCUGCUGUUGCCUGCACCUAUGCCGCGCAUGUGACUGUGAAGAAGUCGCGAAGAGGCGAGUCUCUGGCGGCUCUUGCGCGGCGCGUGCUGGAUGAUGCUGACAAAACCGGUGAUAGUGGCGUGGAGCUGCCGUGGACGUGCAGCGGGGGCUGCGCUGGGCUGCGCGUGCGCGGGUUCCUGGUGGACGCGCGGACGCCAGGUGCACCGUUACGUGACAUGCGAGCUGUGGCCACGGCGCUUGCGGUGCCUGCGCAGACGCUGUCGCUGGAGGACUUCCGCGCCGUUGCUGUUGGGCCGUCGGAGGGCGACGUGGUGCUGGUUGUGUCGCGCGAGGACGCGGAGGCGAAGGCGGUGCACUGGGUGAAUGGGGCGUCGGAGAGUGACCUGCUCCUGACGUACCCGCUGCCGGUGGAGGCGUACGAGGACAUGGACGCGGAGGUGCGGUGGGUGGAGUGGAGGCCACGGGCGAAAGCCACUGCUUAG
This is a messenger RNA of Leishmania major strain Friedlin, 2937 nucleotides long. RefSeq lists its product as hypothetical. Gene Ontology annotation, cellular component: Golgi apparatus. The transcript has a single exon. The coding region runs from base 1 to 2937 and encodes 978 amino acids. Lineage: Eukaryota; Euglenozoa; Kinetoplastea; Trypanosomatida; Trypanosomatidae. The record is from RefSeq and is a predicted model, not a curated record.